AUGGAAAAGUGGUGUAACAUAGUUAUUGGAGUUGCAGUGAUCUACAUUGUGGCUAACUGGAUCACUUGCCAGAAUCUGUCAUUUCAGAGUAUAAUUGUAGCCAAUAUUCUGUUACUGCAGAGUGCAGUUUUAUGGUAUUAUGCAAGGAGAAAUAGAGUUUGCAUAACAACACAGUCUUCAUACAGACCAAAUGCAUCUUCUGGAAUAUUUUGUGUGUUGUUGGUUCCCCUGGCUCUUCUUGGUGAAGUUUGUGCAAAAAAACAGUCCGGAGGUCCCUCAAGUGUUCUUCAGGAGAUAUGGCUGAGCCUAGCAGUGUUGGCAGUCAUCCUUUUGAGACUGGCUCUAGCAGACAACCAGCACUUCCAGUUGUAUUUGCUUGUAGUGCUUCCAUUGUUUGGAGCAGUUCUAGUUAUGUCCUUUAGCUGUAAGUGGUUAUCUGUGUUUCCAUUGGCGACAUCUUAUUUCGUUUGGAAAUGUUUAAAGAUAGUCCCUGAAUAUUUACCAAAGUCCUUCACAUUAGGAGAACUUGCUGUUGUCCUGCAGCUCCUAACUGUUUGGGUAAAUAGAAUGGGCCUAUCAGCAUUUCAGGCAAGUUUUGUACACAAACUUGACAAGGAAGACAUACAGCUGGCUUGGUUUGUCUGUACUCUUGUAACAGCAGUUGUGAUUGCAACAGUGAUAGUUUACUGGACAACAGCGUAUUCAUCCCUGGGGCAGUUUUUAGCAGUCUAUGUAGUCAUGGCCAUAUUAUCUCUGCUGCUGCUUCGAUCAGUCUUUGGUGAAAAUCCUGUGCUGUGGUUAUUGAAGUUUGUCUCAUCUUCUUGUACCAAGAUCUUCUUGCUUUUGGCAUGGAUUAUUCUUUUGGCUGUAGCAGUUGUCUGGGCAAUUAUUCACAGUUUUCAAUUGAAUAGCAACGUGAUUAGUUCUCAGGACAUGAAAUAUACAGUAUUAUCCACGGAUAGGAAGGUGUUUCAUGCUUUUAUUGUCCUUGUGUACUUCCCUGGCUUACUGUUAGAUGUGCGACUUCUGCUACUGGCUUCGGUGGCAGCUUUAGGCCUGUUCAUUGUUAUGGAGGCUGCCCGAGCUCUGCAUGUUCCUGUUUUGGGUGAACAUUUGGAUGCCAUUUUGAGGAUAUUUGUUGAUGAUCGAGAUCAAGGCCUAAUAUUUCUGACGCACAUAUACCUGCUUAUAGGACUGUCACUGCCUCUGUGGAUCUCACGGAACCUGUUCUCACCGAACACAGCCCCUCUGGAACUGUACAGUGGCAUCCUGUCUCUGGGUGUAGGUGACACAGUUGCUUGUGUUGCAGGAAAAGCCUUAGGUCGGAAUCACUGGCCAGGGAGUAAGAAAACGGUCGAAGGUACACUUUGCUCAGUUUUGUCACAAAUGAUGUUAGUUCUUGCAGGAUCCCAUUUAGGUAUUAUAUUUAUCAUCAGUUGGUGGAAUGUAUUUGCUGGAAUCUGUCUUAGUGCCUUAGUCGAGGCCUUCACAGACCAAAUUGAUAAUUUAAUUUUGCCUGUUGUGUUGUACCCCUUUUUGUGCUUAGCAUGA
This is a messenger RNA of Candidula unifasciata, 1551 nucleotides long. The record is from the annotation of a GenBank genome assembly. NCBI's taxonomy places the organism in Eukaryota, Metazoa, Mollusca, Gastropoda, Stylommatophora, Geomitridae.